AAGGAUUGUGGGAAAUAUAACUACCGCGACGGUUGGUGAUGACGCCAUCCGCACGCGACAGAACAAAAGCGGGAGGCUCGUGUUUAUUUGAAGAAACGAUCAGAGAAUGCUUGUCCACUGAGUCGAGUGAGACUGAAGAGCGCUGUUAUGGCUACACAGAGAGUACUCCCACAAAGCAAAGAAACUCUUCUGCAGAACUACAAUAAAAGACUCAAAGAUGACAUCAGGUCAAUUCUAGACAAUUUCACGGAAAUAAUCAAAACAGCAAAGGUGGAAGAUGAGACUCAGGUUUCCAGGGCGACACAAGCUGAGCAGGACCACUACGAAAUGCACGUGCGAGCUGCCAACAUCGUGCGCGCGGGAGAGUCUCUCAUGAAGCUCGUCUCAGACCUGAAGCAGUUCCUCAUCCUGAAUGACUUCCCCUCGGUCAACGAGGCCAUCAGUCUCCGCAACCAGCAGCUGCGCACGCUGCAGGAAGAGUGCGACAAGAAGCUCAUCUCCCUGCGUGAUGAGAUCGCCAUCGACCUGUAUGAGCUCGAGGAAGAGUAUUACUCCUCCAGGUACAAAUAGACCAGUGAUCCCAAACGUGUGCAGUCACCUCUGCAUUCCCUUGCUCACCAACACCAUAAAUACGACGCAUAUGUGCAUCAUAAGAACAUAACACAGGGCGAUUUAUGGAGCUAAAGGUAUUUUUAACUUGCACAACCUUUUAUGGGCUCCGACCGGUUUUCAUUUUACUAAAAUAUCAUCAUCUAGCCAUGUUGGUUUGCUGUUUGUUUUAAUUACACCAUGCCAUGUUGGUCACCCAUAUGCAAUCGUAUCAUACCACUGUGCCUUAAUAAGAGUGGCCAUUCUUGCAGUUAAUACAAUGACUAAAGAAAGAGUACAUUCUCUUUUGAUCCAGUUCGGUCAUGUAGUAAUUUAGAGUUUUAUUCCGCUCGUCAUAAUUCUAACAAACCAGACAUGCUUUUAAUAUGGCAAACAUAUAGCAAAAUCCAUCCAUAUUGUCAUAUCCAUUCAUACUGUAGUCACACCAAAGACAUUAUCAAGCACUUUCAGUAUAACUGAUUUUGCACAAGAAGACCGAUCUGUUAUACGAGUAUAAGUGCGUGUAAAUAUUUCCCUUCCAGGUGCCUUAAAUGAUUGUUUAAGAAUAUUUACUUGCAAUCAGGAUGUGUAUUUAGUCUUAUUAGUGGUGCUGUUUGGGUUUAAUUUUUAUGACAUUAGUAUGAUAUUCUGAGGUUUUAAAUCAAUUCAAGCUGUCUUUGAAGCACACCGGUAUAAACAUUAAUAUUUAUAUGAGAGGAGACAUUUUGGAAAUAAUUCUGGAAAGAAUUAAAAAAAAAAAAAUCUAAAGGACAAUGUACCAUUUGAUAUUGGACUGAGCACAUUCAUUUUGGAUGCCUGAACUCAGUGAUGUGCUUCGAAAUUUAAAGCACUUUAGAAAAAAUAAUAUAGGGUGCUGUGCGUAUUGUAAAAAUUACUUACUUAAAAGAAUCACAUUAAUUUAGCUUAAGACAAUCAUUCAAAAAACGGAAAAUCAAAUGUCAAGCAACAUUAAUUUUGGGAGGUUUCUAUUAUAUUCAUUUUUUUUCCUCUCUCUGUUAAACUACUCAAAGUUUGUGUAAACUGGGAAAAUAUUUAGCUUUGAGUAACAUAUGUCAUGUUCAAAAUGUAAUAUUUAUCAUUUAUGGAGUGAAUUGCACUACACUGUGUUUCUUUGUGGUGACAUUUUAAGCAGAAACGGUGUUGGUCACAUUAGUGCCUGUUUGAAAUGUGUCAGAAUAUUUGUCAGUUUUCUUUUUUUUUUCCACAAACCAACUGGUCAUUUCAAAUUUCAUAAAUAAACCAGAGAUAAAAUAGA
Messenger RNA from Puntigrus tetrazona (Sumatra barb), 1864 nucleotides. It is a transcript of the gene med22, whose product is annotated as mediator complex subunit 22. Gene Ontology annotation, biological process: regulation of transcription by RNA polymerase II. The record is from RefSeq and is a predicted model, not a curated record. NCBI's taxonomy places the organism in Eukaryota, Metazoa, Chordata, Actinopteri, Cypriniformes, Cyprinidae. The transcript has 4 exons. Gene Ontology annotation, cellular component: mediator complex. Gene Ontology annotation, molecular function: transcription coregulator activity. Bases 148 to 570 code for a protein of 140 amino acids.